Molecule: messenger RNA, 591 nt
Organism: Lucilia sericata (common green bottle fly)
Lineage: Eukaryota; Metazoa; Arthropoda; Insecta; Diptera; Calliphoridae
Product: glycine-rich cell wall structural protein-like
Exons: 1
Coding region: 76-465 (129 amino acids)
Source: RefSeq, a predicted model, not a curated record
UUCUAGCGGGAAGUAAUAACAUCGUUUAGUAAUUCGGUUACAAAAUAAAUAAAAAAAUAAUUAAAAAUAUUCGUAAUGAAACUGAUUGUAGCAGUUUUAGUUCUGUGCUCAUUGGGCAUUUCCUUCAGUUAUCCCCUUGACAAUAAAAAUCUAAAAUCAUUGUUGGGUGCUGAAGUACCUGCUCAUAGCGAUAAGAAUAAUGAAGGAGUUAUCGCGGACAACUCUGACCAUGUCCGUGCCGAUAAUGCUGAACAUAUACGUAUAGCUCGCCAUCAUGGUUUUGGUCGAUAUGGUGGUUAUGGGGGAUAUGGAGGUUAUGGGGGUUAUGGGGGAUAUGGAGGAUUGGGUGGUUAUGGAGGAUUGGGUGGUUAUGGGGGAUAUGGCGGAUAUGGCGGCUAUGGUGGAGGUUAUGGAGGAUAUGGUGGCUAUGGAGGUUACGGUGGCUAUGGAGGAUUAUACGGUUGAGCUAUUAUUUAAUAUAAAAUAAUAUUUUUGUAUGAAAUAAAUAAAAGAAUCUGUUGAUAAAAAAGCUACAUUUUUGUAAAUUUACAGCCUGUUUUUUUAAAACAAUUUAGUUCUCACACGAACAUU